AUAAAGCGGAGCGGGGGGGGGACAAGCCGGUAUUUCAAAUCCGAAGUGUCAGGUACGGAUUUAACAUCCGAGUGGCCCGCUGUUAGUGAAAACGGAGAGAAUACUCUAGAAGGCGGGGGACUUCAGGAAAGGGCUCGACGAGGAAGCCAUCGAGAUUCUAGAGACCGUCAGCAGACCCGGAUUUGAGGAUGCACCUGACCGAGGUUGAGACCCCCGACAUGUCGGCCGCCGCAGUGAUGCCCUCCCCCGUGGAGCCGGAAGCCCGCAGCACUGAUGACAACAUCGUGUCUCUGGAUGACAUCACCAUGGAGGCUAAUGAGUCAUCAGAGGAGGAGGUGCUCUGUGAGAUGGAAGUGAAAACGGGGGCUCUGGCCAGUAUCAACCCCUCACCCCACAUGACCAGGCUAGAAGAAGUACAGACACAGCAAGGCCACGUCCCGCGGCCGGACUCCCUGGACCUGGCCGCGUCCGAGUCGCAGCUGUGGACCUCCAGGGGCGACUGUGAGGUGAGGCUGAGGCUGGCGGAGUCGGGCCUGGCGGCAGAACCGCCCGUCACCGUGGACCAGAUGUUCAGGAGGUCGGUGGAGAGGUUCGGCAAGCACACGGCGCUGGGCUGGAAGGAGGGCGAGCAGUGGAGGACGGCCAGCUACGAGGAGUACUACCGGCUGUGCCGCACGGCCGCCAAGAGCCUCCUCAAGCUGGGUCUGGAGCGGUACCACGGGGUCGGGAUCCUGGGCUUCAACUCCCCAGAGUGGUUCAUCACGGACAUCGCUGCUAUUUUGGCAGGCGGGUUUGCGGUGGGCAUCUACACCACCAACUCCCCGGAGGCGUGCCAGUAUGUGGCGGAGAACUGCCAGGCCAACAUCCUGGUGGUGGAGAACCACAAGCAGCUGCAGAAGAUCCUGCAGAUUCAAGACAAGCUUCCACAUCUGAAAGCCAUAAUUCAGUAUAAAGAUUCUCUGAAGGAAAAGAAACCAAAUUUAUACUCGUGGGCGGAGUUCAUGGCCUUGGCGCAGGACGUGGCAGACAAGCAGCUGGAUGACAUCACCGCCAGCCAGAAGCCCAACCAGUGCUGCACCCUGAUCUACACCUCGGGCACGACAGGGCAGCCCAAGGGCGUGAUGUUGAGUCACGACAAUCUGACGUGGACAGCGUACGCCACGGGAAAGAACGUGCGGCUGACCGAGGCCGAUGCGGCCCAGGAGGUGGUGGUCAGUUACCUGCCCCUGAGCCACAUCGCGGCGCAGAUGAUUGACAUCUGGCUCACCAUGCAGGUCGGCGGCGCAGCCUACUUUGCACAGCCGGACGCCCUGAAGGGCUCACUGGUGAACACUCUGCGGGACGUGCGGCCCACGGCCUUCAUGGGAGUCCCCAGGGUGUGGGAGAAGAUGCAGGAGAAGAUGAAGUCAGUGGGGGCCAAAUCGUCCACCGUGCGCCGGAAGGUGGCCAGCUGGGCCAAGGGGGUGGGGCUGCAGACCAACCUGAGCCGGAUGGGGGGGGAGAUGGCACGCACCCCCCUGAACUACCGGCUGGCCAAGAAGCUGGUGUUCCGGAAGGUCCGCAAGGCGCUGGGCCUGGAUCGCUGCCGGAAGUGCUACACGGGCGCGGCCCCCAUCACCAGGGACACGCUGGAGUUCUUCCUCAGCCUGGACAUCCCCGUGUACGAGCUGUACGGCAUGAGCGAAUGCUCGGGCCCCCACACCCUCUCCCUGCCCGACGCCUUCCGCCUCACCAGCUGCGGGAAAGUCCUCCAGGGCUGCGAGACCAAGAUCUCAAACCCGGACAGCGAGGGGAACGGCGAGAUCUGCUUCUGGGGCCGCCACGUCUUCAUGGGCUACCUCAACAUGCCCGAGAAGAUGGAGGAGGCGCUGGACGCAGAGUGCUGGCUGCGCUCUGGGGACCUGGGCAAGCACGACGGCGAGGGCUUCCUCUACAUCACCGGCCGCAUCAAGGAGCUGAUCAUCACGGCCGGGGGCGAGAACAUCCCCCCAGUGCCCAUCGAGGAUGCAGUGAAGGAGGCCAUACCAUUGAUCAGCAACGCUAUGCUUAUUGGCGACAAGAGGAAGUUCCUCUCCAUGCUGCUCACCGUCAAGUGCCAGGUGAACGGCGACACGGGCAUCCCGGAGGACGAGCUGACGGAGGAGGCGGUGGAGGAGUGCCGCAAACUGGGCAGCAGCGCCACCCGGGUGUCGCAGAUGGCGGGGGGGCGCGACCGCCUCGUUCACGCCGCCAUCCAAGAGGGCAUCAACCGCGUCAACGAGAAGGCGGUCUCCAACGCCCAGCGCAUUCAGAAGUGGACCGUGCUGGACCAGGACUUCUCUAUCAUGGGGGGAGAGCUUGGCCCGACCAUGAAGCUGAAACGGCCAGUGGUGAUGAAGAUGUACAAGGAGCACAUUGAGAAUUUCUACACGGAAGCAGUGACCCCCACCACCCCCGAUAACCCUCUGCCCCCCAAAUAAGGCUCUGCCGAGGGCCCGGGGCCCGGGGCCGGACGGACAGGGGGACGCACUCUCACCUGCACCUCCACGCUUCAGCAAAGUGAAGAGACCCAGAGGUCAGAGAAGCAGUGGUUCCCCACCGGAGAGCUCACUGCGCUUCCCCACCGGAGAGCUCACUGCGCUUCCCCACCGGAGAGCUCACUGCGCUUCCCCACCGGAGAGCUCACUGCGCUUCCUCACCGGAGAGCUCACUGCGCUUCCCCACCGGAGAGCUCACUGCGCUUCCCCACCGGAGAGCUCACUGUCGUGCUUAACUCCACCUUGGGAGGUUCUGAUUGUAAAUGUUUCCGUUUGUGUGGUUGUUGUACAUAAUGAACUAGGAUCUCUGGGGGGGGGAACUAUAAAAUUGCUCAUGUUUUUACAAUAUUUAUAAGCUGAUUGUUAUUAAUAUCAUUGUCAUUAUUACUACUGUGAUGAAGUACAAUAAUUCUGUAAUUGUACUAUUUACUCUGCAAAACCAUACGAAAAUCCAAAGUGGAAUUUGAAGGAGUUUUCAUAAAAUGGAAUUCCUGUCGAAUCUUCAGGGUUCUUUUUUUUGUAUUUUGCGUUUAGUUUAAUUUUAUUUAUUACUUCGAUGUUGCCAAAGUUACAGAAAGGCCAGUGCAUGUCAGGUUUCUCAACGGAUUGUGGAAAAUCCUGUUUUCUCGCCACGCGCCGUUUUCACGGACUUAAAGACGUGAAAAGUGGAAAAGAGCUGUUAAGUGAGCUGUUGUUUUAGCGUAGCGGUUUGUUGUUUUGCUUGUAUGUACAAUUCCCCACAUGUUCAUGCAGCAGCACUGCAAUCUCCAUAUUUGUCUGUGACAGUUGUUUCUCAUUGUUCUGACAUAAUUGUAUCCUGACAGUGAAGCUUUGUUUCCUUUGAAAAUGUUUUAAUUCAGCCAUGUCGUAUCACAUUAACACCCAUAGAAUCAACAGUGUGUUUAAUAUAUGCAUCUCAUUAUAUUAUAAUGUCACACUGUGGAUUCUAGAUUUCAGUACUCCGGGUAUGUAACCAAAAACCCAUUUAAAAACUAUUGCAUGGAGUAACCAAGACGAAGCUCAGAUAAUCCCGAUUGUCCGCGAUGUUCUAAUGCUACCCGUAGGGUGAAGGGAUUCAGGCAGUCGGGCUCUGAUCUGGUCCUUUUCAUCACUGGGUGACUGAUGUAUUGAUUGUUUAAGUUUGUGACUGAAGGUGUGAGCAGAGUUGGGCUUCAGCUCUGGGCCUGCACGAGGACUGCAUCAAACAAUUUCUAUUAAAAGUGAAAAUGCUGACUGAACA
Messenger RNA from Paramormyrops kingsleyae, 3756 nucleotides. RefSeq names its product acyl-CoA synthetase bubblegum family member 2 (gene acsbg2). Gene Ontology annotation, molecular function: long-chain fatty acid-CoA ligase activity. The record is from RefSeq and is a predicted model, not a curated record. Gene Ontology annotation, cellular component: membrane; endoplasmic reticulum. NCBI's taxonomy places the organism in Eukaryota, Metazoa, Chordata, Actinopteri, Osteoglossiformes, Mormyridae.